AUGAGAGAUAUAGCUAUUAUCGCUCUUCUUAAAGGAGUCCAACAAACAGCUGCUAAGUUCGGCUAUGAAGAAGAUAUAAUUAAAUCAUGAAUUGCAAACUUAAACGACGAUCCAUUUUUUGCUGCAAUUAGAAAAUUAAUAUGGGAAUGCUUAUGUAAAUCUGACAUAGAAGUGACUUCAAUGACUUUUAAACUUUCCCUUAAUUCCUUGCAGAUUUUUAAAAAGCAUUAUGAGGCAAAUAUUGAUGUAAAUGAUUUAUUGCUGAAAGAAGGCGAAGAAAAUAAAAUCAGCAAGGUGUCUGUUGAAGGAAACAAAAAAGUCGAAGAAAAUAAAAAUGAGGAAUUUUCUGAGACAAAUAUAGUCAAAAAUAAAGAGGAAAAUGUAGAGGAGUUGAUAGAUGAAAAUAUUGAAGGAAAAUUUGAAAAUGAAGAAAAUACUGAUAUGGAUAUAGAAUAUGAAGAGGAGAAAAAAGAAAUCAGCCAAAAUCCUGCAUGAUUUGAAGAGGAUGAAGAAGAAAUUAAUAAUUUAGGUUUAGCUGAAAAAGAUAAGACUGGAAUGGAGAAAAUUGAUAUUGAAAAACUAGGAGAAGCGCUGGAUGAAAUGGAUUCUGACUAUGAAUAA
Messenger RNA from Blepharisma stoltei, 621 nucleotides. The record is from the annotation of a GenBank genome assembly. NCBI's taxonomy places the organism in Eukaryota, Ciliophora, Heterotrichea, Heterotrichida, Blepharismidae.